AUGGGGCAAGGGGUGGUGGUGGCAGCGAUGCGGAUGGUGCAGGGGGCGUUGGCGGUUGCGGUGGGGAUGGGGCUGGGGAUGUUGGCGUCGGCUAUGGGGAUGGGCACUGGCGGGGAUGAGGAUGGAGCAGAGGCUGUUGGCGACAGUGAUAGGGAUGGAUCCGAGGGUUGCGGCGGCGAGGAUGGUGGAUUCAAGGGCUGGCAGCGCAGCAAAGCUCGAUCGACCGGCAAUGGGGAUGGAUCCGGGAGUUACGGCAGGGGUGAAGGUGGAGGAAUCGCCGGCAGCAGGGAUGGCGCAGGGGGGCGUACGGCGGAUGGGGUGGGAGCAACUACCGGCGGUGGGGAUGACCUGCAUGAGCCGGCGGCGGUGGAUGCGUCGAGCAGAGGGGUGGGGAUGGGGCUGCAGGUGCGGGCGCGGGUGCGAAGAAGUUUGUUAGAACCUGAGAUGGUCCAAAGAAUGGCUUCAGCUUUCAAGCAAGAUGUCAAAAGUAUGGCCCUAAAGUAA
Messenger RNA from Setaria italica (foxtail millet), 504 nucleotides. Its product is annotated as glycine-rich cell wall structural protein 1-like. The record is from RefSeq and is a predicted model, not a curated record. Bases 1 to 504 code for a protein of 167 amino acids. NCBI's taxonomy places the organism in Eukaryota, Viridiplantae, Streptophyta, Magnoliopsida, Poales, Poaceae. The transcript is spliced from 2 exons.